UCAACGCCCAGCUAAAACCGCGUUUGCUUUCUUCUUCUCCAACCAAACGCUAAAUUUCUCUCACACUCAACAACAUACCAAAAAAAGGGAAGAAAAUUCUCAAUUCUCCCUUGCACCUGUUCUCCAUUCAAUUCCCGCGAAGCCCGUUGUUCUCAGUCUAAUUUCUUGGCGAUUUAACCAUUCUCCUCUUCCGAGGGCGCCGGUUACUUCGGCCCUUGCUCUUCGGUAAGAAACCCAUUUUUCUGCUGGAAAUUUAUUCGAUGAUAGCAGAGGCGCUGUUUUGAUUCGAUUCCUGAAGCUUCGUUUGUGAAAAGUUUUAUUUUUUAGCUUUUCUAUUCUUCGAUUUGUCAUGUUUUGAUUGAAUGGCCAAUCACGAAUCCUGUUAGGGUUUGUGUGGUGUUUCUGUGAAUUCCGGGUAGUUUUAGGUUACUGCAUUUAGGUAUAGAUUGUGGUGUAAAGGUGAAAGCCUUGUAUAUAAUGAAUUGUUAGAUAUUUGGUUCUUUAGGAUUUGGUAGUGUAGUUUCUUGUAGGGUUUGGGGAUUCUGAGGUGAGGUUUAGAAAAACACAGGAAAAUGUCUUCUGCGGGAUUGGUUUCGACUGUCCCGGUCCGUGAGGAUAGUAUGACAUUUUUACCUCCGCUAUCGCCUGAACAUAGUCAAGAGUCAAUUUUGCUAUUUGUGGCUAUGCCGGGUUCCAAGGUCCCAAUGCGGGUGUUGGAGUCCGAUUCAAUUGAAUCUGUGAUGGUCCGAAUCCAGAGCUGUAAAGGGAUUAUACGUAGGAACCAAAAGUUGGUCUGUGGUGGUAGGGAACUGGCUCGAAGCAAAUCCCUCGUGCGGGACUAUGGUUUGAGUGAUGGGAAUGUUCUGCAUUUGGUCCUUCGCCUCAAGGACCUUCAGGUUAUUAAAGUGAGAACAUGUUGUGGGAAAGAGUUCGAGUUUCAGGUGGAAAGGAGCCGGGAUGUUGGUUAUGUCAAGCGUCAGAUUGCAAAAAGAAAAUCGGAGCUCAUUGAGGAUCAUGAGGUGUUGCUGAAUGGCAAGCCGAUUGAGGAUCAGAGGUUGAUUAAUGAUCUCUCUAAGGAUAAUACAGAUGCUGUGAUACAUUUGUUUGUUAGGAAAUCUGCUAAAAUUAGGGGCUCACCAGUUGGGAAGAACUUUGAGUUGUCAAUUGUUGCACCACAGCCGAAAGAUGUAAGAGAAUGUGAUGUAGAAAGGGAACAUAAGCCUUAUGAUUAUGUGCCAAGGAAGGCCCCUGAAAGAGAAAUUGUAUUGGAGCCUGUAAUUAUAAACCCAAAGACCGAAUUGCCUCUGGAGAUUAGCAAUAUGAUUAAUGCUACUAGGGAAGGACUGGACCAGGGUAAUCAUCCAAUUAGGUCUUUGGAGGGCACAGGAGGUGCAUAUUUUAUGCUUGAUUCGUCAGGAACUAAAUAUCUGUCUGUUUUUAAGCCAGCAGAUGAGGAGCCUUUGGCUGAGAAUAACCCUCGAGGGCUACCCUUAUCGGAGGAUGGAGAAGGUUUGAAGAAGGGAACAAGAGUUGGUGAGGGUGCACUGAGGGAGUGCGCUGUCUUUUUACUGGAUCAUCCAAAGAGUGGUAACCGUUCUUUCUCUGGUGAUGUUAGGGGCUUCGCUGGUGUUCCUCCUACUGUUUAUGUGAAAUGCCUACAUGAAGGUUUUAAUCAUCCUGGAGGUGUUUCUGUCAAGACUGGUUCAUUGCAGAUGUUCAUGGAGAACAAUGGAAGUUGUGAAGAUAUGGGGCCAGGUGCAUUCCCCGUUGAGGAAGUUCACAAGAUUGCUGUGUUGGAUAUGAGGAUGGCGAAUGCAGAUAGACAUGCAGGAAAUAUAUUAGUAAGUAAAAGUGAAGAUGGUCGAACUGUGCUCAUCCCUAUUGAUCAUGGAUAUUGCUUGCCAUAUAGUUUUGUAGAUUGCACGUUCGACUGGCUUUACUGGCCUCAAGCUCGCCAGCCUUUUGGCACCGACACCCUUGAAUAUAUAAGGGCAAUGGAUGCAGAGAUGGACAUUGCCUUACUCAAGUUCCAUGGGUGGGAGCUACCAAAUGAUUGUGCUCGUGUAUUACGCAUCUCGACUAUGCUUCUGAAGAAAGGCUCUGAGAAAGGGCUCACCCCAUUCGUCAUAGGCAACAUGAUGUGUAGAGAAACAGUGAGGAAGAUAUCUGUCAUCGAAGAGAUAGUGGAAGAAGCUCUUGAUUGUGUCCUCCCCGGCUCAAGUGAAGGUGCCUUCCUCGACUGUGUUUCGAGCAUCAUGGACCGUCGUCUUGAGGAGUACAUAUAACCCUCGUCCACUAGGAAAGUUUGGUAUAUAAGUGGGAUGGAUAUGUCCAUUGGUCUUGGUACAUAUGCACAUUGUGUUGGUUGUGAAUGUUUUCCUUAAAAUUCUCAGCUCAGGGGAUAAUCUCCACCUGAUUAUCAACUUCUCCAUUAGUCAGCAUUCACUGGAUUACGUUUUAAUGGCUUUGGUAAUUUGGGGAUUUCUUUUUAGUUGAAAAAUUACUUGUUUCAUUUGCCCAUGAAGCAUAUUAUGAAUUUAUGAAUAAGAAUCUAUUUUUUUAGCA
Messenger RNA from Salvia splendens (bonfire salvia), 2565 nucleotides. RefSeq names its product phosphatidylinositol 4-kinase gamma 4. Gene Ontology annotation, molecular function: protein binding. The transcript is spliced from 2 exons. The coding region runs from base 573 to 2285 and encodes 570 amino acids. The record is from RefSeq and is a predicted model, not a curated record. Lineage: Eukaryota; Viridiplantae; Streptophyta; Magnoliopsida; Lamiales; Lamiaceae.